AUAGUAAUGGAAGCUAAAAGACAAGUCCAUUUCAACUAUAAACCAGCAUUAUUUGGAGGUACAUCAAUGGAGUAUAUGGAGAUACCAAAAUCUUCUUCUGCAAUAAUGCGGUUAUGAUUGAAUUUGAACGAACCCAUUUAAACCAAACUCCAAAACCAUAAUGGAUUUCAAGGUCAUCAUUUUCUGAUUACAAUUAUUCUUUCUACUUUUGUUUUUAUUAUUCGCACGAUUCUUUUGAUUUCCUUUCCUUGUCUUUGACCAAAAGAUGAAUUCUUUUCUCUAUUCUUUAGCUUUUUUCUUUUCUUUUUGAUUAUUCAGUUUCAUCCUUUUAACUAUAUAUUAUCCAAAUUGAAGUUAUCCUCAUAGACUGAUAGACACACACAGACAAACCCACUUUCUUUCUCUUUCUCUUUCUCUUUCUUUCAUUAUCAGAAGACUUUUACGUGUUAUGUGUAUAUAUAUUGUAAUUGCCAACAGUGUAGUGUGAGGAUUUAUGAGUAUGGAUAAGUUGAAGUUGUUUUGUGGUUUUUGUAUGAUUUUGAGUUUGGAGUUCAUUGAAGGAGCUCCAAGAGGUUCUCUCAUCACUCAGAUACCUGGUUUCAAUGGCAAAUUCCCAUCAAAACACUACUCAGGGUAUGUGAGCUUUAACCAGAAGAAUCUGUUCUACUACUUAGUUGUUUCUGAAAGAAAUCCAUCAAAAGAUCCUGUUGUUCUAUGGCUCAAUGGAGGACCUGGCUGCUCUAGCUUUGAUGGCUUUGUUUAUGAACAUGGACCAUUCAACUUUCAAGAAGGGCAUCCAAAAGGAAGCUUACCCACAUUGCAUCUAAAUCCAUAUAGCUGGUCCAAGGUUUCAAAUAUAAUUUAUUUGGAUUCUCCAUGUGGUGUUGGACUCUCUUACUCCAAAAACACAAGCAAAUACACAACUGAUGACUUCAAAACUGCAGCCGACACACACACUUUUCUUCUUAAGUGGUUUGAACUAUACCCAGAAUUUCUCAGCAACCCAUUUUACAUUUCUGGAGAGUCUUAUGCUGGAAUUUAUGUACCUACUCUUGCUCACGAAGUGGUGAAAGGAAUAAAAGCUGCUCAGAAACCAAUUAUUAAUUUUAAGGGUUAUUUGGUAGGAAAUGGAGCAUCACACACCAGAUUUGAUGGGAUCAAUGCUCUUAUCCCUUUCGUACAUGGAAUGGGUCUUAUAUCCGAUGAUAUUUUCGAGGAAAUUCAAAGUAAUUGCAAAGGAAAUUACUACAAUCCUACAGCUAAUUGCGAUUCAAGCCUUGUCAAGCUGGAAAGGUGUUUGUCAGAUUUGAACAUUUAUGAUAUCCUUGAGCCCUGUUACCAUGAUCCUGAAGCAACACAAAAGGUAAAAGCAAACUCAAGCUUGCCUGUUAGCUUCCAGCAAUUAGGGGCUACAGAAAGGCCUCUCAAGGUCAGAAAGAGAAUGUUCGGCCGCGCUUGGCCGCUAUGGUCAUUAGAAAAAGAUGGUAACCUCCCAUUAUGGCCUAAACUAGCUGAGCAAGGCAGUGUCCCAUGCGUUCGCGAUGAGGUUGCGACUGCCUGGCUGAACGAUGAAUCAGUUAGAAAAGCAAUUCAUGCUGCUCCGAAAUCCAUAGCGGGUCCUUGGGAGCUGUGCUCAGAUCGAAUAGAUUAUGAAUAUGGUGCUGGAAGUAUGCUCCCUUACCACAAGAACCUGACAAUGCAAGGAUAUAGAGCGCUUAUAUAUAGUGGAGACCAUGAUAUGUGUAUACCUUUCACCGGAACUCAAGCAUGGACUAGGUCACUUGGAUAUAAGAUAAUUGAUGAAUGGAGACCAUGGAUGUCAAAUGAUCAAGUUGCUGGGUAUUUGCAAGGAUAUGUCAACAACCUCAUCUUUUUGACCAUUAAGGGAGCAGGGCAUACGGUCCCUGAGUACAAGCCACGGGAGUCGUUGGAUUUCUAUAGCAGAUGGUUAGAUGGAAAACCAAUAUAAUCAAACAGGGGAAAGAUUUGAUAUUUCAUAGCUUGUAUCUGUUGAACGAUGAAACAAAUUAAGUUCCAUUUAUUUAUACCAAGGGAAAAAAUGAAAGAGCCUAUUUCAAAUAAGGAGCUCCUACUCUUAGCUCCAAAUACUCUGAUCUUUAUAAAGAUUUUUAAUUUUUUGGGUA
Molecule: messenger RNA, 2144 nt
Organism: Jatropha curcas
Lineage: Eukaryota; Viridiplantae; Streptophyta; Magnoliopsida; Malpighiales; Euphorbiaceae
Product: serine carboxypeptidase 1
Biological process (GO): secondary metabolic process; proteolysis
Molecular function (GO): serine-type carboxypeptidase activity; acyltransferase activity, transferring groups other than amino-acyl groups
Source: RefSeq, a predicted model, not a curated record